UAAAAUUGCGUCGUCUCUAUCAAAAUUCAGAUUUACUCAAAAUCCAAAUUUUCUCCCUCACGCAAUAUGUUCUCUCUCCCUCCCUCUCUGCCGUUUCCUUCUCCCAAAUUUCUCCGGCGAACGUCGCCGGUUCUCGUCGCCUCCGGCGCGGCGAGGCUGGCGUCUCUCUCCCCUCCUCCUUUCUUUCUUUUUUCUUUCCCUUAAUUUAAAUUAGUAACUACCUAGGAUUUUUAAAUCUUGUUCAAUCCUGUUCUCCGACGAGUUCUGCCGCGCCGCCGCCGUGCUCCUCGCAUCGCCACUCCUCCAUCUCAGAUCUGGGAAUUUCGUUUCCAACGCUCCACUCACCGCCGUCCAGCAACUCGUCCCGCCUCCCCACCGUCGAUCCACUGCUGCGCCUGGCCUCGCCGUCGCCGUCGCCUCGCCGCGCUGCUGCUCCUCUCCUCGCUGCGCCGUGUAUUGCUGCUCCUCGCUGCGCCGUGUAUUUACUUAUAUUUUCACUUUUUUCUGGAUCUGGAAGGCUUAUGAUUGUUGCUUUGAGUCUGAGUUCAUGAAUUUCUUCUAGUUAUUGAUGGAGAUUUCGUGUAUUCCGUAAUAUUAUAGAAUCAUUGGCGUUGUUAUUGAUUAAAUUAUUGCUCGAGUCUGACAAUUGAUCCUUAUUUUAAGUGAUUUUGUUCUGCAUUACGCGAAUUCAUCCGCAGAAAUUUGUGUUGAAUUUGGCUUUGCAAAAUGACAAAGAUCAACAGAGGAGGGCUUUGAAGACGGUCUCUACCCUUUCCGUUGAUCAAUGAUCAUGUUAGAAGUAGCAACCAGAUCAAGAGCAGCUUCGUGGUUGGAACCUCUGCAGGCGGAAGGAAGACGGUGGGGAGGUGGUUGAAGGAUAGGAAGGAGAAGAAGAAAGAGGAGGUGAGGGCGCAGAAUGCACAGCUUCAUGCUGCCAUUUCUGUUGCUGGUGUAGCAGCUGCAGUUGCUGCCAUCGCGGCUGCCACAGCCGUGUCGUCUGGAGCUAGAAAGGAUGAGCAGAUGACCAAGACUGACAUGGCGGUGGCCUCGGCUGCAACACUAGUGGCUGCUGCACAGUGUGUUGAGGCGGCUGAGGCAGCCGUUGGCGCAGCCGGAGCUAUACUGUACGAGGAUCGGUUAAGAGAUGUGGCUCUCUCUUUUCCCCUCCCGGCCUCUUACUUGGGAUCACUUGAUGGUGCUCAAGUUUAUGAUUAUAUCAAUAGAACUAGGAAUCCAACAGCUACCAUUUUGAGGAGUGAUGAAGUCAAUGAAACAAUGGCUCCCUUUGUUGUCUCCUUUUCUUCAAGGGGUCCCAAUCCCAUUACCAUGGACAUCCUCAAGCGUGGUCGGAGGCUAAUACGGCGUCGGGAUAUCCUGAAGAUCCAAGAGUAGUAGGAUGUAGGAUGUUUGAUGUAGGAUGUUUGUAUGAUGGAUACUUUUUCAAUGUAGGAUGAUAAUUAACUUUGAAAUUAAUGAAUGACCUUUUUAUUA
This is a messenger RNA of Salvia miltiorrhiza (redroot sage), 1491 nucleotides long. RefSeq names its product subtilisin-like protease SBT4.3. The transcript is spliced from 5 exons. The coding region runs from base 1021 to 1392 and encodes 123 amino acids. Lineage: Eukaryota; Viridiplantae; Streptophyta; Magnoliopsida; Lamiales; Lamiaceae. Gene Ontology annotation, biological process: proteolysis. Gene Ontology annotation, molecular function: serine-type endopeptidase activity. The record is from RefSeq and is a predicted model, not a curated record.